Radiomyces spectabilis is the source of this 1431-nucleotide messenger RNA. Its product is annotated as Gcp-like domain-containing protein. The transcript is spliced from 2 exons. Gene Ontology annotation, biological process: mitochondrial tRNA threonylcarbamoyladenosine modification. NCBI's taxonomy places the organism in Eukaryota, Fungi, Mucoromycota, Mucoromycetes, Mucorales, Radiomycetaceae. Gene Ontology annotation, cellular component: mitochondrion. Bases 26 to 1015 code for a protein of 329 amino acids. The record is from RefSeq and is a predicted model, not a curated record.
CAGGGAUAUAAUACAUCAUGUAAUUAUGUUUCGUCUGCGCCAACUUGGAAUCCGUUGUCAAACUCAGAUCCUUGGACGAUCGUAUACUUCGAUUCGUCCAUUGAAGGUUCUCGGAAUCGAAACUUCCUGCGAUGAUACGUCUGCUGCCAUUGUAACGUCGGAUCGUCAGAUUCUCGCCGAGGUGGUCAAAGGUCAGCAAGAGAUGCACGAACCCAUGGGCGGGAUCGUACCGACACUGGCAAGCAGAGGUCAUUCCAGAAAUCUACCCGCUGUUAUUUGCGAAACCCUGGAUCGAGCAGGAUUGACCGUAGCUGAUUUGGACGCCAUUGCUGUCACUAGAGGCCCCGGCCUGCCUCCCUGUUUACCAGUGGGUCUGAAUGCUGCCAAGACACUGGCCGCAGUAUCCAAGAAACCAUUGAUUGGCGUCCACCACAUGGAAGCCCAUGCUCUCACUGCUCGUUUAACCACACCUCAUCCUUCCAACCUUCCCUCGCCCAUGUUCCCGUUCAUGACCUUGCUCAUUUCCGGAGGUCAUACAUUGCUUUUGACUGCGAACGAUCUUGGUGAUUAUACUCAGCUUGGCACCACACUGGAUAAUGCGGUUGGUGAAGCGAUCGACAAAACGGCUCGAUUACUCAAUUUGGAAUGGAUCAAAGGCCGUCGAGGAGGGCCUGGUGCCGCGCUAGAACAAGCUGCGCUUCAAGGUAAUCCCGAUCGAUACAUGGAUCGAUUACCGAUGCCUAUGCUGCAACGCAACAAAAGUGUCUGUGGGUUCAGUUUCUCGGGAUUAAAGACGGCGGUGGCCAGGCUUAUUGAGGUAGAAAAAGUGGUGGAUUUGUCCGUAUCUCAGGAUGUGAGUGACAUGGCGGCGGCAUUCCAGCUGGUGUGUAUCCGUCACAUUGAACAAAAGCUUCGUCUUGCCCUGGAUUUGGAAGUCGUGCAAAACAAAAAGCCCCUCACCGCGCUAGUGGUGAGCGGCGGGGUGGCUAGCAACAAGUUAUUUCGAUCGAGGUAAGUCCGCCAGCGAUCAAGGCUGCGUGGAUUAGCUAAGCUUCUUCUUUUUCAUGAAUAUUUAGAUUAGAAGCAGUUGCCGCGAGUUACAAUUUACCGUUGGUUUGUCCUCCUCCCCAGCUCUGUACCGAUAAUGGUGUCAUGAUUGCGUGGACAGGUGUGGAACGUUUGCAAGCUAACCUUAUCGAUGAUUAUACCAUUACCACUUUACCAAAAUGGCCCCUAGAAUCGCUUAAAUAUCGCGAUAGUUCCUAGUUUCAUUUGACAGCAACGAAUCCAUUUUGUAUAGAUUACAUAGACAAUGCGAAUAGCCUCAUGCAAUUGAAAAAUAUCAAUAGAUGUAAAUACUGUAAUAUCGCAGGCACUCUGAAGUAGUUGUUCUUGAACAUGUGACAGCUUGUGGAUGAUGGCCAAUGCCGG